Messenger RNA from Australozyma saopauloensis, 699 nucleotides. It is a transcript of the gene SBA1, whose product is annotated as Hsp90 cochaperone. Bases 1 to 699 code for a protein of 232 amino acids. NCBI's taxonomy places the organism in Eukaryota, Fungi, Ascomycota, Pichiomycetes, Serinales, Metschnikowiaceae. Gene Ontology annotation, molecular function: Hsp90 protein binding; protein-folding chaperone binding. Gene Ontology annotation, biological process: chaperone-mediated protein complex assembly; protein folding. Gene Ontology annotation, cellular component: cytosol; nucleus. The transcript has a single exon. The record is from RefSeq and is a predicted model, not a curated record.
AUGUCCGUACAUCCUGCCGUAACAUGGGCCCAGCGCUCCAGCGAAUCAGAGCCCGCCAAAAACAUUGUCUACUUGACCAUUGAGGUCCAGGACCCCGUCGAUGUCAAGUUGGACUUGACUGCUACCAAAUUGACCUUCAGCGCACAAUCUGCCGACAAGGCCACGCAAUACGCCUUGGACUUGGAGUUUUUCGAUGAGAUCGACCCGGAGCAGUCGCGCACGCACGAGGCCGGCAACAAGAUCUCGCUUGUGUUGAGAAAGAAGAAGGCCCAGGCCGAGUUCUGGCCGCGUCUCUUAAAGGAGAAGGUCAAGUUGCACUACAUCAAGACCGACUUCGACAAAUGGGUCGACGAGGACGAGCAGGAGGAGGUUGCUGACGAGAACGACGACAUGGCCAACAUGAUGGGUGGAAUGGGCGGUAUGCCUGGUAUGGGUGGAAUGGGUGGAAUGCCCGGUAUGGGCGGUAUGGGCGGUAUGCCUGGUAUGGGCGGUAUGGGCGGUAUGCCUGGCAUGGGCGGCGCCGGCGGCCCAGAUCUUUCACAAUUGUUGGGCGGCGCUGGAGGCGACUUUGACUUCAGUAAGCUUGCCAGUCAAUUGGGCAAGGGAGGUGAGAUGCCUGACUUUGGCGACGAGGAAGGUGAAGAGGGCGAAGAGGGAGACGAGGGCGACGUUGAGGCCGAGAUCUCCACCAAAAACUAA